AUGGAGAAAGCGGAGGAGGAUGUAAGACUCUCAUCUAUACUACCUCCUAUGUGUUUGCUGUCAUCACUAGAGUUUGUAAAGCUAAAGCGUUUCAACGGAGGGACUGUUAAUAUGGAAAUAGCUAGGUACUUUGUGGAAAACUCACAAGUCCUCAAGAAACUUGUUUUGGAUUUUAGAUGUUCAGUGUUUGAACAAGGGUUUUACAUGUUGAGGGAUCUCCUUGCAUUGCCCAGGAGAUCUAGCUCGUGUCAAAUCCUAAUGAGAAUGAUCGGCUAA
Eruca vesicaria subsp. sativa (arugula) is the source of this 276-nucleotide messenger RNA. The record is from the annotation of a GenBank genome assembly. NCBI's taxonomy places the organism in Eukaryota, Viridiplantae, Streptophyta, Magnoliopsida, Brassicales, Brassicaceae.